Peromyscus californicus insignis is the source of this 2992-nucleotide messenger RNA. RefSeq names its product olfactory receptor 52L1. The transcript has a single exon. The record is from RefSeq and is a predicted model, not a curated record. Gene Ontology annotation, cellular component: membrane. NCBI's taxonomy places the organism in Eukaryota, Metazoa, Chordata, Mammalia, Rodentia, Cricetidae. Gene Ontology annotation, biological process: G protein-coupled receptor signaling pathway. Bases 1596 to 2546 code for a protein of 316 amino acids. Gene Ontology annotation, molecular function: olfactory receptor activity; G protein-coupled receptor activity.
UGUCAGAUGAGAAAUCUAGGCUUAGAAAUUGUAAGUAGCUUGCCAAAGUUUUAUUACUAGAAUAUGAAAUAGACAGCUUAAAUUUAAUUAAAUUUGAUGAUGUACACCGAAAUGUGUCCACCAGGCUGGCUUGUGGUUACCAAGUUUAAUGAGAUCUGAUUCUGUCUUUUGAAAUAAAACACUGUGACACUGAAAGGAUUUUUACGAUGCUGACAAAUCAGAAUGUCAUAGAUAAACAAAGGCAGGUCGUAAAAUAUGGACAAUAUUACUAGGGUUGGCAAACCACUGUGAAUCCUUCUGCAGGAAAAGAGGGCACUGGACUCUGAAUCUUGAUGGAUGAGAAAGACCAAAUUAGAUAAGAUAGGAAGGAGAAAGAAGCUCAGAAGUUUUGUAUAAUAUGCCUGUGUACUCAUAUAAUUACAACAACAACAUAAGGUAACAGCAAAACAUGUUUAACAGGUAACAAAACUGCUAGGGAAGCAAUGCAAUAAGAUAAUCUCACAAACUUGCAUGCCAGUCUGUGAGUCGUUCCAUGCAUGACUUUCACCAAAGCACUUUACGUACAUAUGAAAGUUCAAUUUUAGAGAGAAUUUGUGAUUUCAGGGUUUAAAGUAUAUUAAAAAAGAGCUCAUAACAAAAUUACAGAGUGUCACUGCAUGAGUUCACAUUUGAUGUUUUUCCAACCUGAAUUUUUUCCAUUAUGUCUGGAAGAAUUUGGGUAAGAGAAAGUUGGAUUACAAAUUCAGGCAGUAAUUCUGGGGGCUGAGAAAAGAGAAGGGCUGUGAGAUAUUUAAGUCAAUGGGGACUGUUGAAACGAUAAAAGGCAUCAAUUAUAAGAAUGAGUAAAGACAGUUUUCGAUUUGGAUACAUAGACAUGGGUUUAUUCACAGAAAUAGUAACAUAAAGUAGAUAGAGGAUAUUUGCGAAGGCUGGUUAAGCUAGAUUGCUUUGAAUGUUGAGUGUACGGGCCUAGGGAAGCAAACAGAGAAAUAAAUUUGUGCAUCACAGGAAUAUUUUUGCAUCAAAGAUAAGCUUGGAAUGAACUGAAGCACAUUAACUAGUUAAAACCAUGCAGUGGAUUAGUUAACAUAGGGAAGAGGAAGGGAAGGGAUCCUGAAACCCUGGAACCAAUCUGCAAUGAGAUGGAGAAGAUUGUGGGAUGCAGCCUAUCUUAGGAACAACUACUGAGUACUGUGUCCUGAGGCUGCAGGGGAUGAGUGUCAAAGUGACAGGAGACUUAGCCUUCAGCACUACCUACACAGUUAGUAAAGACAAUGCUUUCAAGUUGACAGUUUCAAAAUUUAAGUCAUUGAGCAGAAGAGUUAACACCCCUCUCAAGCAGCUGUGUUCAGGGUUUAUCUCACAUCACAGCUAGACUCAACCCAGUUCAGAUGUGUGGAAGGCUCAUCUGAAAAACGUUUGUAUCCAGAAAGGGUUUUCUUCCUUGAAUCUAACUUUAUUCCCUCGUGUUGCAGCUUAAGUCACCUGUUGCUCUGAUGAACAUGGUAGCUGGAUCUGCAGUGUCUUAGAAUAUCAAGAAUGGAGAAGUCGUGACUUGGGUGUCUUUUCACUCUUCUUUCUCUGUGCUGUUGAUCAUGGCCCUCAGCAAUUCCAGCUGGAGGCAACCCCAGCCCUCUUUCUUCCUAGUAGGCAUUCCAGGCUUGGAGGAAAGUCAGCACUGGAUAGCGUUGCCCCUGGGUGUCCUUUACUUCCUUGCUCUAGUGGGCAAUGUGACUAUUAUCUUCAUCAUCUGGACUGACUCCUCCUUGCACCAACCCAUGUACCUCUUCCUGGCCAUGCUCGCUGCUAUUGACCUGGUCCUGGCCUCCUCCACUGCACCCAAAGCCCUCACAGUGCUCCUGGCAUAUGCUCAUGAGAUUGGGUACAUUGUCUGCCUGACUCAGAUGUUCUUCAUUCAUGCCUUCUCAUCUAUGGAGUCAGGCAUACUUGUGGCCAUGGCUCUGGACCGCUAUGUUGCCAUCUGCCACCCUCUGCGCCAUUCCACCAUCCUGCAUCCAGGGAUCAUAGGGCGCAUUGGGAUGGUGGUGCUGGUGAGGGGAUUGGUCCUCCUCAUCCCUUUCCCCAUCCUAUUGCAGAAUCUUGUCUUCUGCAGAGCCACUGUCAUAAGCCAUGCCUACUGUGAGCAUAUGGCUGUGGUAAAACUUGCCUGUUCUGAAACCAUAGUGAAUCGAGCCUAUGGGCUGUCAGUGGCACUGCUGGUAGUUGGGCUAGAUGUCCUGGCCAUUGGCAUUUCCUAUGCCCUCAUCCUCCAGGCAGUGCUGAAGGUCCCAGGGGGUGAAGCCAGACUCAAGGCCUUCAGUACAUGUGGGUCUCAUGUUUGUGUCAUUCUCAUCUUCUACAUUCCUGGAAUGUUCUCUUUCCUCACUCACCGCUUUGGGCACCAUGUUCCCCACCAUGUCCAUGUUCUGCUGGCCACUCUCUAUCUGCUUGUGCCACCUGCCCUCAAUCCUCUUGUUUAUGGGGUGAAGACUCGACAGAUCCGCCAACGAGUGCUCAGGGUGUUCUACACAAAAGCAUCAAUUUGAGUACAUCCUAAUGACUGGCUGCAGAGUCCCUACCAAGAACUCAGCCAAGAGCUCAUGGAUGGCAUGGAGUGUAUCUCCAGGAACCAUUCUACAGUGAAUAUUUCUGCUCCUAGUUGUCUGUGCAAAGAAAACCCCUAGGCACGUGGCUCAACAGUCUGUUGAGAUCUACCUGGAUAGCUGCGUUUGUGGAUAUUUCUCCUUUAUCCUAUUAUUCUUUCCAACCCCAACAAUUCUCCACUGUUGUCAUGGGGACUGGGGGAUAGAAUUUUUUUCCCCUCAAUCCAAUAACUGAUCAUGUAACACUAUCUGAACAAGAAUGACAAAUCCUAGUCUGUGCCUGGUUAGGAUUCAGUGUCUUUACAGUCUCUAAGUCAAUGCAAUGGAUGCUUAUCACUGUCUCACAGAGUCUCUUAAAGGAUACAAAAUGGCCACAUACUGAAAUACCA